AACCAUGGCUUCACCUUCUUUCUCCCCUCUUACCCUCCUCACAUUCCUCCUCCUGACCUCUCUCCAAGCCAACGCAGGCACAAUCGCCGUCUACUGGGGUCAGAACGGCAAUGAGGGGACUCUCUCCGACGCCUGCGCUACAAAGAACUACGGCUUCGUCAUCCUCUCCUUCCUAACCGUCUUCGGCCGCAACCAAACCCCCGUUCUCAACCUCGCCGGCCAUUGCGACCCUCCGUCCGGCACUUGCACAUCCCUCUCCUCCGACAUCCUCUCAUGCCAAUCCCUCGGAAUCAAAGUCCUCCUCUCCCUCGGCGGAGACUCCAGCGGUUACUCCCUCUCCUCCGCCGACGACGCCAAAAACGUCGCCGCCUAUCUAUGGAACAAUUACCACGGCGGCACUUCCUCUGCCCGCCCGCUCGGCUCCGCCGUUCUCGACGGCAUUGACUUCGACAUCGAGGCUGGCGGCGCCGACUACUACGACGUGCUCGCGCAGACCCUCGCUGACUACGGAAAUCAAGCAGGGAAAAAAUUGUACCUUUCGGCGGCGCCGCAAUGCCCCUACCCUGACGCACAUUUGAACAAGGCGUUGGCUACAGGGCUGUUCGACUUUGUUUGGAUCCAGUUUUAUAAUAAUCCGCCGUGUCAGUACGCGAAUGGGAGUGCGGAUAAGCUGGUUAAAGCAUGGGAAGAGUGGACGGCGAGUGUGGACGCGUCGGUGUUCUUCGUGGGGUUGCCGGCGUCUCAGGAUGCUGCGCCGAGCGGAGGGUAUAUCGCGCCGAGCGACUUGGAGUCGAAGGUGUUGCCGGCGGUGAGGACGUCGGCUAAGUAUGGGGGGAUAAUGCUAUGGAGCAGGUACUAUGAUUUGCUUAAUGGGUAUAGCAACGCAGUAAAGGGCAGCGUUUGAUGGGUUUUUUCUUUAACAGGAUUAAAUAAGCGUUGACAAAAUUUUAUGUUUGAUGAGAAUAAUAAGGGUUGACCGGUGAUUCUUAUCGAUUAGACUGUAAGAUUUUAUUUGGAGCAGUAUUUAUUGAUGAAAAUAAUACGUUGAAUGUUCAA
Molecule: messenger RNA, 1056 nt
Organism: Dendrobium catenatum
Lineage: Eukaryota; Viridiplantae; Streptophyta; Magnoliopsida; Asparagales; Orchidaceae
Product: acidic endochitinase-like
Exons: 1
Coding region: 5-904 (299 amino acids)
Biological process (GO): carbohydrate metabolic process
Cellular component (GO): extracellular region
Molecular function (GO): chitinase activity
Source: RefSeq, a predicted model, not a curated record